AUGGCUUCUCAUCCACCUGCUGCGGCCAGCGACGCCAAUGACACCACUGCCACUGCUGCCACUGCUGCCACUGCUACCACGACUACCACCGCCACCAAUCCCGUGCAGGAGCAACACCAGACUGACGCCGCCGAUGCUACACACAGACCCGUCAAGCGAUCGUGGAGACGCAAGUAUCGCAAGAUGCGCAUCAAGUUCGACGAGGCUAUGACGGAGAGCGACAACCUCAUCAAGCACGAGUGGAAGGCCAUGGGUACCGCGCGCCGCCUCCAAGAGAACAACGACCAGCUGCUGGAUAUUCUCCUCGAGCUCAACGACCAGACGCGCGUCAACUCCCGUCUGCGCUUCGACCUGCGCAGCCUGUCCCCCGCAGACACCGCCGUGCCUUCACUCGAGUCGGGCCCCGGUCCCCAAGUCAUCAAGCAGCAGCUGCAGGCCCUGAGAGACGACCUCGCCCGCGGAAUCAUCACGCCCGAGCAAUAUGCCACGCGCGCCGACCAACUGCACUCGUCGCAGUCGAUACACCAUACGCUCAAGUCGCUCGCCAGCCUUGAGCAUAAGGUCCCUCACACCACCCGCCAGGACUUUGCCGAACACCCAGUCCCCGGCGUCGACCUCAGCGAGCAUGCUCCCGGUUACAUGUCGCCCACCCACGAGGACGAGUACCUGCUGGCCACCGAUCAACUUCUCGAGCAGCCCGGCUUCGACCAGUCCCUGCAACACGGCCGUCCCAUCCGCCUCGCCUCAGCCCAGCCACCUCUCAGCGAAAAGGACCUUACUGUUCGCAAUCCUGACAGCGUCUACAACUGGCUGCGCAAGCACCAGCCCCAAGUCUUUUUGCAGGACAAGGAUGGCGCACACCACGAGAACCUCUCAGAGAAGUCGGCAGCCCCAAAGGCAACAAAGGCGAGCGCAAAGGCCAAACGAGAGUCAGCUAUAGGUACCCCAGGCCCACGCGACCACCACGACGACGAAGACUCAGCCGCGCCAGAGACCGCAAAGGGACGGCGGAAGACUGGCGGCGGAGACGACGACACAGCCUACCGGCCCAAGGGUGGGAGCAGUCGGCCCACCAAACGCAAGCGCGAAGAAGGUGACACGCCGGCGCCUAAGGGCAGGAAGAAGACGCGCCCGAGUACUGGACCAGUUGGCUGA
This is a messenger RNA of Bipolaris victoriae FI3, 1155 nucleotides long. RefSeq lists its product as hypothetical. Lineage: Eukaryota; Fungi; Ascomycota; Dothideomycetes; Pleosporales; Pleosporaceae. The record is from RefSeq and is a predicted model, not a curated record. The coding region runs from base 1 to 1155 and encodes 384 amino acids. The transcript has 2 exons. Gene Ontology annotation, cellular component: nucleus; Ino80 complex. Gene Ontology annotation, biological process: chromatin remodeling.